Petromyzon marinus (sea lamprey) is the source of this 9449-nucleotide messenger RNA. RefSeq names its product protein EFR3 homolog B-like. Lineage: Eukaryota; Metazoa; Chordata; Hyperoartia; Petromyzontiformes; Petromyzontidae. Gene Ontology annotation, cellular component: plasma membrane. The record is from RefSeq and is a predicted model, not a curated record. Gene Ontology annotation, biological process: protein localization to plasma membrane.
AGAACAAAGAAUAUAAUUAUCCCUUGUGAUGGGACUUUGUAGGAUGAACUUGGAGAUUGAUAAGGGCACGUGGUGACCAAUGUAGUCUGUAAUAAGGGAGGCACUGUUAAGGGGUUUUCAGGUAUGCAGAUGUGGUGACGUAUGACGUCACUACUGUAUCGGGUCUGUAUACAAGAAGUCACUGCUAUGUUGGGUCUGUACACACGUGACAUCACUGCUAUGUUGGGUCUGUACAUGUGACGUCACUGACUGUUCGGUAUGGAGGCUGUUGAUGGGUGCCAUGGGGGUUGUGUCAGGCCGUGGUGCUCUGAGUGACCCCGGCUGGGCACGUGACCGGAUCGAGGAGGGGGCCAGAGGCCCUGGGGGACCCAGGGGGUCACGUGGUCGGGGAGUGGAGCCUUCUCGUGGGUUCGAGAAGGGGGGCGUGGCCAGGGUGUGGCCACGCCAGCGAGGCCUAUAAGCGGGCUCAGUGCAGAGGGCUGGGCUUUUGGUGCCUGGGGUGAAGCUGUCUCAUGAAGACUGAAGAAAGAAGCCUCCAAUCAUCGUGGCUAAGCAGAAACCCUCCUGGCUUGGCCACGCCAAGUAGUACCCGAGUGUUAGCGAGAGUAGGACGGUGGUUACCACCUUAUGUGUAGGGUGUGUUGCGGUUGUGUUGCAGAGUGUAAGCGCCUCUAUCGGACCAUUACACAUGUAAGCUACAUGUCUAAUCUGUUUCAAACACUUGUGGUUCAAACACUGGUGUUAUGCCGGCAGUAUUAUUUUUAUUCCCAGGCAUAUACAACAUUAGUGGCGAGUAGCAUUUGAACCUGGCCUGGAUUGUCUUCCCAUAGGUCUACUCGGCCUUACAUGUCUACCUGCUGCAUAGCGAAGCAUUGAUUAUGCUCGACAUGCACGCGUCAAAUUGUGUGUGCAAGAAAUGUUAUUUUUUGUGUCCAAUGUUGUAUGUCGUUGGUUCACACAGAACCCCAUUUACCACAGUGGCAAAAAGAGUAUAUAUUGUUGGGAUAGCACCAUGAACUUGAAUCCUGAUAAUUCACCAAAUCACAAGGGAACGGGCUCGCCACUUGCCUCGGUAAACAUUUAAACUGUGCAGGCCAAUGCAGCCAUGGUUGGUGCUGGCCGUAACCGCCCCCUUGUUUGCGACACGCUCGCUUGAAUAGGUGCGCACUAACAGCCUUUGCCUAUAUGAUUUCUGCGGCUAAGCCAAGGGAUCUUUGUGUGUGUGUGUGCGCGCGAGAUGGAGGGGGGUGGGGGGGCUCUUGAUUGCUGCCAUUCAAUUGGUUGUACCAAACUUACCCGGGUUUGUCCCGUGACAUCCAUUGAUGAAGCCAUUACCUCUGCACCCGCAGCUCCCCCGCCGUCUGUCCCUGUGACCUGCCAUCGGCGAGUUGAAUUUUAAUUCCGUAAGCACUGCCCGCGGAGCCCGCUUAUGGAUUCGCGUCUGCGUGGGCGACAAAUUGACAUCGAUUUCGUUUUCCAGCGGCCGAGGUCGUUCACCGCAAAAGUCGACGGGAGUCGUUUGUUUUGAUCGGAAAUUAGGCCAAUUUAUUCCUGCGCCGGCUCCAGCAGGCAUGGGAAAUGUAUUUUUGUUGUUGUUCAACUGAAAGUGCAGCGCUCCUCGUGUCCGACCGGCGUUGCGGCGGCGCUGCUUCUACAAGGAGAUGAUAGAUUAUUCCUAAUUGGCAAUUAGCGGCGCGUGUGUGCGCGGGGCGCGUGGAUUGGUGCUUUCCAGGGACGGGCCGUCCGAGCGACCGGCUGGCGCUGGUUUGCGGGGCUCGCAGUGCCGCAGGCUGCCCGGAGGGCGCCGGCCUCAAUGUCACCGCGCCCGGAGUCGCGUGCACUGCUCGUCCGUUUAUGUUCCCAGCGCAGAUGGGACAUGGAGCCUGUGGGUGGGUGGAGUUGGCUGCAGCCGAGACACAGCCUGGCCGGUCGUGCUGGGCCUCAAUUGGUCCUUGGUAAUGGGGUGUGUGGGUGUUUCGGGGCGUUUCGCCCACGCUACAAGGUCCUUGUGGACAGCAUCUACCCUAUAAACCCACAGGAUGGCCUGGUAAAGCCGAGCAUGGAGAGGCUGACGUUCUACGCCGUGUCGGCGCCCGAGAAGCUGGACCGCAUCGGCUCGUACCUGUCUGCCAGGCUCAGCCGCGACGUGGCCCGGCGAAGACACGAGUAUGUCGUCAUCUCCAUGGAGGCCCUUGACAAGCUGCUCAUGGCGUGCCACUCGCAGUGCAUCAACCACUUUGUGGAGAGCUUCCUCAAGAUGGUGCAGAAGCUCCUCGAGUCCAACGAGCCACAGCUGCAGAUCCUGGGAACCAACUCGUUUGUGAAGUUUGCGAACAUCGAGGAGGACACCCCCUCGUACCACCGCCAGUACGACUUCCUCGUCUCCAAGUUCAGCGCCAUGUGCCACUCGAACAUCGAAGACCCCACCACUUGCACCGACAUCCGCAUGUCAGGCCUGAAGGGGCUGCAGGGCGUUGUGCGCAAGACCGUGAAGGACGAGCUUCAGGCCAACAUCUGGGAACCCCAGCACAUGGAUAAGAUCGUGCCCUCGCUGCUCUUCAACAUGCAGCACGCGGACAGCUCGGAAGGUCAGACCCCGGGCUCGCCGGCGCCCAUGGAGCAGGAGAAGCCGGAGAGCCUCGCCGAGAGCUGCCUUCGCGAGCUGCUGUCCCGCGCCGCCUACGGAAACAUCGACAGCAUCAUCCGGCCCGUGCUGAUGCACCUGGACGGUCACUCCCUGUGGGAUCCCAACACCUUCGCCGUCCGCUGCUUCAAGAUCAUCAUGUACUCCGUCCAGAACCAGCAUGCCCACAUGGUCCUGCAGAAGCUGCUGGGCCACCUGGACACGCACAGCAAGGCCAGGGCGACCGUGCGCGCCGGGGUGGUGCAGGUGCUGUCCGAGACGGUCUCCAUCGCCACGGGGGGCUCCAUCGGUCCGGCUGUGCUGGAGGUGUUCAACUCGCUACUCAAGCACCUGAGGCUGAGCGUGGACCAGGAACUGCGCUUGAGUAAUGUGGGACAGGACGACAACGCGAUAGAUGGCGCCAGCGCAGAGGCCAUGUUCCAGGAUUCCGUCGUCAAAACUAUAGGCUCCUUCGCGGGGAUCCUACCUGACUACCAGCGCUCCGAGAUUAUGAUGUUCAUCAUGGGCAAGAUGCCUUUGCACGGAGUCGGAGUGGAUAUGGGCAGCACUGGAGACAAGGAGCAAGCCGACCACAUGUAUCAGGUCAUGCUGCUGAGGUCCGUCUUGAAGGUGGUGCCGGACCACAAGGCAGCAGGUAGCCUGCUGUUGGCGCUGCCUGGCCCCGUGCUGGAGCCGCUGCUGUGGCCGGCGCUGCUGGAGGAGGCGGAGGCGCGUGUGCUGGCGCUGCGCGUGCUGCACGGGCUGCUGGACCGCCACCACAACCGCGACAAGCUCACCGCCGUCCGGAUCGUGCACGACCUUGCAAGCCUCAAGCUGAAGAUGGAGAAAUGUUCCAAGCAAGACGCCACCUUCAUGAAGAAGAACGGGCAGCGGCUGUACGGCUGGCUGUACGAGAGCUGCGUGGCGGAGGGGAACACGCGGGCGCACUACGAGGCACUGUACGUGACGCUGGCGCUGCUUGUGCUCGAGACCGGCGGGGAGGAGUUUGUCGCCAUCGACCUCCUGCGCCUCGCAGUCGCGUUGCAGGAGGCGGCGCUGGAGGAGGAAUCGUGCUCCUCGGUGUUCGCUCGCUGCGCCACCCACGGCGUCGUUGCCGCCUUCCUCAGCCUUCUGGCGCAGCGCCCUGCCCUGAGGCCGCUGCUGCAGCACGUGACGGCCGUCGUGGAGCACAGGAGGAAGGUGGCUCCAUACCUCUUACCUGACGUCGUGCUUUCAGAAAACCCACGCCUGCCCAGCGGCACGCCCAAAGAGGACAAGACGCUUCUCUUCCUGCCGAGCGUGAUGGCCGAGGCGCUGCAGAGCGCCGGCCUCAACGGCGAGCGGGUGACCGUGCCCUUCGUGCCGCUCCUCCACGACGAGGACGCGCGCUCGCACAGGAAGAGCAUCGUGGACACGGUCUCCGUGCAGGUGGACCUCGAGUGGAACGAGGGCACGGACGUCGGCCAGGUGGAAGAGAUCACCUUUGAGAUGCUGAAGAACGCCAUGGUGGACAGCGCGUCACGUGAUGAACAGGAGAAAGAGAAGAGGCGGAAGGUGAUGGAGAAGUUCCAGAAAGCCCCGUUUGAGGAGAUCGCCGCACAGUGCGAGGCUCGGGCGGCGAUGCUGCAGAGCAAAUAUGACCAGAUAUUCGAGAUCAAUAUCCGGCCACCGCCCAGCCCGUCGGGCUCCGUGCCCGGGAAGCUGGGCCAGAUUCCGUGCCGCUCCGUGCCCGUGUACGAGAUGACUUUCCCCGACCUCUGCGUCUACUGAAGGCGACAGUCGGAUGCGGGGGAGAGAGCGUUGGAUGGCAGAAGACUCACGGCGGCAGGCUCGGCCUUGGAUUGUCCGAGACACCAGGCACGUGUGGUGUGUGUGUGUGUAUGUGGUGGGUCGUCAAGUCCCAGUGCUGUGGUGUGCGACUGGGCCCAAAGCCCAUCGAUCUCCAUUCUGCAUCGUGCGUGUGUGCGUGUGUACGUGUGUACGUGUGUGCACGUGUGUGUGUGCGCAGCCGACACCAGCUCCAUUACUGCGUAGGCGUUCGCGUUUUUUGCCGUUAGCCCUCCGAUGUGUUUUCAAUCAAGUGCCUGAAGGGGGCACGUGGAGCGAAUCGUCGGACAUCGUGCCGAACAAUACCACCACGGCACAACCCCUGAAAACACAUCGGAGAGCUAGACAUUAGCCCCCGUUUAUACAGAGGGCUUCUCAAUUCACAGUGAAUUGUCACCAGAGCCAGACAGGCAGGCAUGUUAUUGCAAACGCAUUAAGAAAGAGUAAACGGGAAAUGCUUUCCAUAAAUAAAUCGAGAGCCCAUACUCGGCGUUUGUUUUGCAUCUUGUGAAAUUGAGUGCGUAUGAACUUUACCGCAUAUGCGCACGUUCACACGCAAAUCCUCAGCCUUUCUAAACAUCAAAAACCAUUACAAAAGCCAGCGGAAUGCGUGGUUGGUGCUGCAUAGAGUAUAUUUUGGAGCAGUAAAAAUAACGUAUUUUGCUCGAGUUAAUUGGAAUCUCUCUUAACUCUGGCAUUUAAACACACCAGCCCUUCCCUUUGGCUCGAAUCGUUGGACGCUUUCUCCGGGGGCUGCCCCAUGAUUUAUUCAUUCCCGCCUUGGAGGCAUUCUCUUAUUUGCAGUGUACUGAGCUGCACAUUUUGUAACGAUUGACCAAUACUUGGAUUUUAACAGUUGAUGGAUCUCACUCAUCGCGUGGGCCGUUCUUGGAAAAGCUACCUUACUUAAUAAGACUUGAGUUUUGAACAUAUAACAAGGAGCAAUAUGAAUAGGUGGAUCCCCAUGCAGUACGAGUAUGUGUUUGUACGUUUUACGAAAUAGGCUCUGCGCUAUAUAUAUAUUUUGGGUGGUGGCGCUUUGCGUGCACCGUUUGUACGUACGCAACUGCUUCUGUGUAGGUGCGUGCGCUGACGGAGGCAUUUUUAUUUGUUGCGUCCUGCACCGGCAAUUGGCGAAUGGGGCUUACUUUAAUGUUUUACAUCUAAUGCUGGAUUGAUUGAUUUAUUUAACACACGCGCGGCAUUACGUCGCCAUUAGUUCGCAGCGUAAAAUUUUGAUGGGGGGAAAUCUGCCCGCGGGCGGCAUGUGGUCUCGCUCGGACGGUGCUUGCGAUGACUUCCAACGUCCCAACACAAACCAAACGAAGGAUGAAUUGUAAACGGGAGUGGCCGUUCUUGUCCCGUAGCAGGGAUGGUGGUGGCCGGGGUGGCAUACAGCACUUUGUAGAAUUAUUCAACCAGCAGGGAGAGAGGCUAUAGUAAAGUGUGGAAUGGUGGGUUUUGACAAGUUGAGAUGAAGCACUUGCUUGGACAUCCAUUCCACCCGGUGGUUAUUGUGUCCACCACUAAUAAUGUGGAAUUAACAAAACGCAAGCCGGCCAACCAGUCCAUUGAGCAAUUAUUAAACCAAAUGUACGGAUGCACUUAAGAGUAUAAAACCAACCCGAGGUUAUCGAACACAGACACGGCCCUAAGCCCCAUGCGUAGGAGUGUAUAUGGCACAGAACGCCCUCUCGCCCCUCGGUCCACUGCCUAGAGCCUCCCGGCUCCUUGAGCUGCGUGUGCCGGGUGGUGAGAGGUGAGAGGGUAUUGCGAUGCCACCCUCUGUCGCUGCUGCUUGUUCGUAAUUAUUGGGUUCCCAGGGCCACGAUGAUUAAUCCACUGUCGGUUCAACAGCGGUGAUGCAACUUGUACGGCGAAACCUUCCGAGUUUUAAUCCUGCCAAUUUGGUUAUGCACGCACUUGCGAAAUCUUUCAGUUUAGUUCUGAGGGCAUUAUAAAUCGGUGUGCUUCGGGAUUAAGGAAUGUAUGGGACUCGUCUGGCUAAAUCAGUGUGCCAAUGAUGAUUAUUGUUUUGAGCACUGCAUACGUUAUGCCAAUUGAUCGAGGAUUGUAUAAGUGUAGGGUUAGGGUGGUGGUUGUGAGGCUGGUGGUGAGCGAAGUGAGAAUGGAGGUGUUGUUAAUCAAAAAAACGCUCUCAGCAAUACUGUUGCAUUAAAAAUAUGUGUGUGUGUCUGCACCCAUUGAGAUGGCCGGUUGUGCGGAGUGGGACCACGUUAUACUCCGUCUUGUUGGGUCAGGUGGGACGAUGAAGAGCAUGGGGUAAGGAUGGUCGGUUAUGGCCACUCCCUUGGAGGCGAGGUGGUAACCUCCUUUAGGUCAGACUCGGAACUCAACAUCUGGCUGGUGCCUUCCACGAGCUGGACUCGGCCUUGAGCGACAGCAGAACUCUCGACUCUUCAGUUGAGGCCUCUAUUGAGCAACUCGAUUCGACGGUGGCGCGUUUGCCUGCACGCUCUUAACAGUCCACACGCGUGCAAGUGUUGGCCUGCCCGUACCGCGAACGUGUAGGGCGCGGUUCAACGAAUGUCGUUUCAAGGUCAUCGAGGAGCAACGCGAAGCGGGGCUUUGCUCAGCCGGCGAGGCGUUUGUAGAAAGUUUUACCGGAUGUGAUUUACUGUUCAGUGGAUGCACACAUACACACACGCCUUACACGUAAACAUGUAUCGUGGUGUAUUCGCACAAACUCGCUAUACAUUUUGAUUAGUAUAUUAAUGCAAAUACGCCUAUACAUCUUUGAUUAGCCAUCGCUCCUCAAUUCUUAACAGCCGGCUUAUACGAUUGUAAUAUGUUACACAUUUGGGGGGGGGGGGGUGGGUGGAGGUCGCAUUAAUUACCAAAGUGCGUAGUUCGCUACAAAGUGGUCAUUAAAGAAGGCGUGAUGUCGUCGGUCAGAAGAGCGGGUCAUUGUGUACCGAUAUCAAGUGUCAGUUUCCAAAUGUUAGAACUACCAGAAACUAAAAUCGUGGAGAAACCCUGAUGUCAGUGGGUGCAAAAUCAUCACUAUUUUUACAUAAAUGUCCGUUCUGGAAAUGGAUAAUGAAUUCUCGAUGGCCUCACCUGAAUUAUAAAUUGCCCAGGCACGAGUCAUAAAUUGCCCGAUGCUUGAAUCACUGUCUUAACGGUCCAAUGAUUGACGGAUCACUCUUGAUGAUGCGAACGUGAUGGUGGCGACACUGGGCACGUGAUGAUUCUCUCGGAUUCAAAUGGAUCCGCGUGCGCACUUCGCAAUGCGAGCAAUUCCGAGCGCGGCAAUCGUUUACAAUUUACGCUCAUUAUGUACAAAUGUUAAAGUUAAGAACUAAUGGAGGCGAACACUGUCGUGUACGUGAGACGGCAUAGACUGAGAGAGCUACAAGUGAUACAAGAAUAUAUUGCAAUUCUAGAUUUGAAGUUUUCGUGAUUGCAAUGAUCCAUACUCUUUGUUUUUUUUCGGUGAAGUCACGUAGGUAAAAAUAAAAAAUAAAGUUAAUCAAAUCGCGACGUUUCGGAGGCGCAACACAAGCCUCCGACAUCAGGUUUAAUAAGCACAGCAAAAUUACUGUAAAGAGAGCCAUUUGUAAUAAGAGAUUUGUAAUAAGAGAUUAUUAUUACAAAUCUCUCUUUACUGUAAUUUUGCUGUGCUCGUUACACCUGAUGACGGGGGCUUGUGUUGCCUCCGAAACGUCGCGAUUUGAUUAACUUUAUUUUGUAUUUUUACCUACGUGACUUUACCGAUAGAACGAAAGAAUUUGUUUCAACCCUGUGACAAUCCAAUUGAGGUGGGGGAGGGGGUGGGGGAGAAUCAAUACAUGCCAAGUGUUGUACAUGAAUAUACCAAUUCCAGCAUGGACACGUGACUCUGCCUGAUUUGACCAAUUGGGAGUGUGUGACUUGCGGCAUCCCAAUCAAUCACCAGCUCUGGCUGAGUGUCGUCGUAGUAGCGGUAACUCGGAAAACGAUCAGCCUUCCAUUCUGUUCAUUAUGCGUUUUAGAAACUAAUUGGCAACAUUAAAGCCAACGCUAGCAGGUGUUCCAACACUGGGUUCUCCAUUUAUAGUAUGUCAGAGUAAGGCUGCUGUUAUACACAUCGGUCCUGUAAAGCAGUAUUUCACAUUGAUUUUCCAACUUACAAUUAAGAUUCCAUGGGAUUCAAUAACUGCCUAGCUUUCCCCCCCCGUAUUUUUACUUUUAUCUUUUGCACGUGCACUGAUGUAGUCACUUCACAAGAUUCAGCCUGCGGUGUCCACUGAGGUCCAGUUUCACCGCAUCUGCCAAUCGAUAGCCGCACGUUACGCCCUUCUUUAUUCUUCGGGAGUGCCACCUUUAACCGGCUAAGAAUGCAAGGAGGUUCAUUUGGUUCUGUGACCUUCGCGAAAAAGACACCUGCCAGGUGGCUUGUGAAAUGUUCCGCGUAACUUUGAGGUUGAUUUCAUGUUGACAUUGGGCUUAAUGACGUGGCAGAAGAGUGUUGGCACUCGUGGAAAUUAAAAUUUCAGCUGGACUUCUUUUCGAUGUGCCUUCCGCUCUCCUAUGAAUGGGUUGAGUUGAUUAGCGAUUAUAUGGCCUUUGAAAAAAAUUGUGAAUUGUAAAAUCAAGGCGGGUUGCAUUCAAAGUAAUUGGUUAACAGUUUCGGACAUGGAAGUGUGCUAUUUAAAUGCCCGGCAUUCUAGCUCCAUGGGAAAACGUCAGAAUUGCGUCAAGGGCUGCAUCGCGCGUUGGUGGCUCGUAAAAAUCUGGAUCGAAGUGAGGGCGUCGGGACUGGAGUUUGUUCGAGUGCUUGCGUUUAUUUUUGGACCAAAUAAUGGAUGAUUAUCACCCUCUCGCGUUGUCGCUCCGCUGUGCAUUAAUGCGACCCGUUGUGCGCUGUCGGGCUCUUUACUUUCCAAUUUAUAAAGCUCGUCACGUUUUCCACUUAUUUAUUGCGGUCAUCAAUUCAUGUUCUCAUUCAGCUUUACAUUCACGUGAUUUGUUUCUGUGCAAUAAAGUGGAGAAUUUA